Molecule: messenger RNA, 921 nt
Organism: Trichoderma aggressivum f. europaeum
Lineage: Eukaryota; Fungi; Ascomycota; Sordariomycetes; Hypocreales; Hypocreaceae
Exons: 2
Coding region: 1-921 (306 amino acids)
Biological process (GO): regulation of transcription by RNA polymerase II
Cellular component (GO): nucleus
Molecular function (GO): cyclin-dependent protein serine/threonine kinase regulator activity
Source: RefSeq, a predicted model, not a curated record
AUGAGCCUCCUCGCAAACCCGCUGGCGACGCCAUCCCAGCUGUAUCGCCGCGCUUCCUCCGCAAUCUUGCCGCGAGACAUCGACGAGGCCGUCUAUUUUGCGACGCAAUGCCUGACGCAGGCGGCGGGCCGGCUCCUGCAACUGCCUCAAUCGGUAACGGCGCAGGCUAAUGUCCUGCUGGCGCGGUUCUGGCUGGCAGAGUCGCCGAUGGCUCACGAGUUCGGUGACGUCUCUGCUGCUACCAUCUAUCUCGUCUCGAAGCUGGGGCCACUCCCUCGCUCGCCGCGAGACGUCUCCAACGUCUACGCCAAUCUGUCAUCUGUCAACUCGGCCCUUUUCCCCGGCGGCGAGCUGCCCAAGGACGACCCGAGGGCGUACUAUCAGACCGAGGCGGACUACUAUGCCUUUCAGCAGCGGAUACUGGGACUGGAGGCUCGCAUCCUUCAGUCGCUUUCGUUUGAUACCCAGGUCUCUCUUCCGCAUCCGCUAGCCAUUACCUAUCUCCAGACUCUGGACUUUUUAUCACAGCCACGAACAACAGUCUCUCUACGAACGAUUCAAUAUCUCAACACGGCCCUACUGUCACCCCAGAUGCUUUACAUAACGCACCAGCCUAAUGCCCUAGCCACAGCGGCGAUAUACAAUGCGGCGCGUGAUCUGGGUGCCAAGAUGCCGGAGCAUGAGUGGUGGGAAGUCUUUGACGUUGACCGUGAAGAACUGGGAUUUCUUGUGGUUGCCAUGCGCAGCGUCGAAGGAUGGAUGCAAAAACUCAAGGAGGACUUUCCGGGCUUCGGUAAUAGUAUGCUUAAGAGAAGCAUGGUGGAGGACGAAUUGCACCGGAGAGGGCUACAAGUCGGCAACGGGGACAAUGCAUCCCGAGAUGAAGAGGCAGAAGUCAUGCGAAUGAUGGACAGCCGAUAA